AUGUCCGGCGCUGCCCCCCAGACUGCCUCGCCCAGGCCUGCCAGCUACGGUCUCCCUGUUCGCACCAUCCCCAUCCACGACUCGACCUCCGCCUCUUCCUCCACCGCAAACCAAGCCCAUGCUCAGCCGCAGCCGCAGCCUAAAAGGGGGAUCCGUGUACGCGUCAACUCCCUCGGCGCCACCAUGCUGCUCAAGCACAACGCAGCCACUCCCACCGAUCAGCAAUCCUCGUCCGCCAUGCGUUCCCACUCGCCCUCUGCCACCACCACAACGCGAUCCCGCUCGGCCACCUGGAGAAGCCCAGAUCCAACGCCGUCCUCCUCGUCUGUCUCUCCGCCGCCACAAUCCCACUCCGCUGCACCAUCUACUUCCAACUCCGGCUUCAAUCGUCGCAAAUUCUUCGGUCGCAGCAACAGCAUACGCAGCUUGCUCGGAGGCGCUAGUGCAAGCAACGCAGGCAGCUCGGCCAGCGCCGCAUCCAGCAGCAAUGCUGCCGCUUCGUCGCCCAAUCCCGACGCCGCAUCGCGCUCUUCGUCUGCAACUUCGCCUGCCUCGCAGCACCCUCUCGGCCUCUUGCGGCGCAUGGGCAGCAAGAGCUUCCUCAACCUCCACCAGUCCAAUCAAGCCGCUUCCGCAAACCCCUCCUCCGACGAUGCCUCCUCCCUCGCAUCCGCAGAUUCAGAGCCUUCAAAACGCUUCUCCGACUCUCUCAAGCGCAUCGGUCGAAGACGCGGUAAAUCCGUCUCCACCAACCCACGCUCCAGCUCCUCACAAUCCAGCUCCGACUUUCAUCCAGGCCGCCUGACGCACAGCGAACUCCUCUCUGCCCACGACGCCUCCAGAAGGAGCACCGAAAGCGCACGCUCGAGCACCGCAUCCAUCACAACCCCCGACCCACACCACCGCCACUCCGAACCCGACCCCGCCGACACCAGACCCAAACAUGACUCUCGCGACCUUCACCAAAGCGCGCCUCGCCGCCUCACAGGCUGGCUCUACAACAUGGUCGGAAGCGAUAACUCCCCUUCGCCUCUCGAACCAGGCGCUCCUCUCUCGCCUGUGCGCGAAGCGGAUAUCAACGAAGUCAUGGCUCAAGCUUCCAUCUCGCCUUCAAAACAUUCAAGAGACACCUCCGCCAAUGCCCCCAGCUCGGACAGCAUCCCCAGCCGCUCCAAAGCCGGCGCACUCUUGCACUCUUGGACCAGCGUAGGCUCGGCCAAACCCACCAGAUCCCUACAAGCCUCAACAGCAGAGAGUACGCAGUCCGCUCCGCUCACGGCCAGUCAGACACUCACAACCCUGGCGACCACAAGCGCAAGCUCGACGACCAACACGAGCGGCGCUGGCGCCGGCAGCAAUGGCGGUGGCGAUGCAAGCGCCAGUGGCAGCGCAAGCGGGUCUGGCAUCGCCAGUACCAACUCCCAGGCUGGUGGCAAUACUUCCAACACCUCCAGUUGGGUCCCCGGCGGCGUUGGCUUAGAUCGCGCCUUCAAGUUCUUCCUCGACACAGACUCGAGCGCAAACCAAGACGAGGGCAUCUGGCUGCUCGGCGUCUGGCACGCUCCUCGACAGUCGCAAAAGUCAGAGCCACUCAUCGCACAAGACCCAAAGUCAGCCACACGCGCAGUCGCAUCCGACGCACCUGACGACGAUCAAACAGAUGCAAGACGCGCGGCUUCUCCUUCUUCAAGCGUAUCCGCCUCGUCCCCGCGUCGUGGCCCACUCGAUCUCAACUACGCCUCCUUCGCGCCUACAACCUCCUCAAAUCAGCCCGAUCGCACCACCGUCGGCAGCUCCAUCUCCACCGCUGCCACCGCAUCCACCGCCGAAAGUCUCAGGACUCGAUCCUCAGCCACGAGCUUCAACAUCGCCUCGUCCGGACCCACCCCGCCCGCUUCGGAAACUCAGUCGGCAUUUCAACCCGACUUUGCCUCGAGAAUCUGGUGCACGUAUCGCAAUCACUUUGCUCCCAUCGCACGCGACGGCACCAUCUCGGACCAAGCCGCCUCCGCAGCCGAGGCGCUCGCCAUCGCUCAAAGCCAGCCAUCCGAUCCCACAACACCGUCGGCACAGGCCGGCGCCCCCUCUGCCCCCGACCCCACUCGCUCAAGUAGCCCUCCCGCUUCCGCCAGUCGCGGCUGGCUCGGUCGCAAGACCGCAGAGAGCAACGUCGCACACGAAGCCGCACAACAAGCCGGCUCGCCCCUCGGCCUGGGCGCUGCGCUGGGUGCCGGCUAUGUGAAUGCCUCGGCAACGCUCGGCGAAAAGAUGGGCAUCUCCAAUCUCUGGAGCAGGGCCACCGCAGCCGCCCAGGCCGCCGGCUUCAGCCGCGCUGGCCUCACCACCGACUCGGGCUGGGGCUGCAUGCUGCGCACCGGCCAAAGUCUGCUUGCCAACGCGCUCAUCAAUGUCCAUCUCGGCAGAUCCUGGCAGAGGGAGACAGCGCCCAAAUCACAGAUCGAGUUCUUUGAGGAACUCGCCACCGCCUCGCUCGACGCUAGCGCUGAGAAUCAAUCCCUUGCCACCUGGCGAGAGAGGCGCGCCCGUCACGCCACCUACAUCCGGAUCCUCAGCUGGUUCCUCGACGAUCCCAGCCCCGCCUGCCCGUUCGGAGUGCAUCGAAUGGCACGUGAGGGCAAACGUCUCGGCAAAGAGGUCGGAGAGUGGUUCGGCCCCUCCACCGCCGCCGGAGCCAUCAAGCAGCUCGUGUCCGACUUUCCCGAGGCUGGUAUUGCCGUUGAACUCGCACACGACGGCGUCUUCUACCUCGACGAGGUCCGCGCAGCUGCAAGUGCCUCGACUGGCAAAUCUCGAGCCAGCGGCACGCUCUCUGGCAAUCGCAGGGCCGAGACUGCCGUCUGGCGUCGGCCCGUGCUGAUUCUGAUCGGCAUCCGACUCGGUCUCGAGACUGUCAACCCCAUCUACUAUGAAUCGGUCAAAGCCACCUUCUCGUUCCCACAGAGCGUUGGCAUUGCAGGUGGAAGGCCGUCCUCGUCCUACUACUUCAUGGGCCACCAAGGCAACUCGCUCUUUUAUCUCGACCCGCACAAUGUGCGACCUGCCGUGCCUCUACGAUACCCUCCCACCACCUUUCCCGCUGCGGCCCCACACAGGCUCGAUGUCUCGCAUCGAUACGCCCUCGAAGACCGCGACGACGAGGACGAGUGGUGGUCCCACGCAUACACCGAGGCUCAGACGUCCACGUUUCACUGCGAAAAAGUGCGAAGGAUGCCCAUCAAGUCGCUCGACCCGAGCAUGCUCCUGGGUUUCCUGGUCAAGGACGAAGAGGCGCUGGUCGAUCUGUGCGCGCGCAUCAAAGCGCUGCCCAAGACCAUCUUUUCCUUCGCCGAGUCCGCACCAAAGUGGGUGGAUGACGACGACUUUGACCCCAGCAUGGAGAGCUUCUCCGAGCCGUCCGCGGACGAAGCUGGCUCCGAUGACGAUGCCAGCAAGAGCGAGGACCAAGACGACGUCCCUGCGAAACGCGAGAUCAGUGCUGAAAAGGCGGAAGGGACCUCUCAGCGAUCGAGUCCCAAGACAAGUGUGGUCUUUCCAUCAAAGCGGGACGCGGGUCCCGGCGAAUCGCUGUACAGGGAGAGCCAGCAGAGGACGGCUGCCUGGCUCGGACACGGCCGACCCGCCGCUACGGCAGCCAAAGCGGACCGAACCGACGGCGCUGGAGCAAGUGGAAUCGCCUUCCCCUCGCUGGAUCUGCUCACGCCGCACAACGACAGCCUCGGAGUGCAGAGGCCGAAUCGCUCAGACAUGCGACAAGUAUCGACUUCGUCGGCGGCGACGACUCGGCCGAUGGCGCGCAAGGCGACCAACGCGACGGACACGGACGAGAUCGACGGGCGGGACCUUACUGCCUCUGCUGCUGUCGGCGCUGUCGUGGCUGGCGCUGCAAGGGCGGGAAAAGUGUCGCCUUCGAGAAGCCCGGCGCGUGCAGGGCCGGACGAGAGCUUUUCCACAGUGCACCUUUCCGAUUCGGAAGUGGGCUCGGGAUGGGAAGAAGUGUCUGACGGAGGCACGAUUGCGCCGUCGGCUUCUGCCACGUCGGGGCUGCAUCGAACCGGCUCGCCUACGCUGCUCGGCGCGAGUUCCAGCGCGGCGGAACCUACUAGCCAAUCGGCUUGGGUGAUGUCGUCGAUGCGAGACGGUCUCGCACCCGAGGAGCUCGUGUCACCGAUCUCGGUGGUGAGCGAGAGCGAGCUGGUGGGCGUCAGCCUCGAUACGCCCACGCACGAGGCACCCAAGAUGUCCUUAACUACUGCUGAACAAGCGGGCUCGGUGACAGCGACUGAGGGUUCAAGGCACGCUGGGCUUACGACGGCACAUGCGCCGCUCGCCCUGCCGCGCAGAAGGACACAGUCCAAGCCAUCGCCCAUCGACCCCCCGCCUAGCUCGGAUGCAUCUGCCCCACCCGUACCCAGCGUUCCUGCUGCAUUCCUCAACGCCCAGCCUGAACCGUCCGAGGAGGCGAGCAAGCCAACCAGAGCGCCCGACCUCGACGCCAGCGACGACGACUUUUAA
This is a messenger RNA of Moesziomyces antarcticus, 4533 nucleotides long. RefSeq lists its product as uncharacterized. The transcript has a single exon. Gene Ontology annotation, molecular function: protein-phosphatidylethanolamide deconjugating activity. Bases 1 to 4533 code for a protein of 1510 amino acids. The record is from RefSeq and is a predicted model, not a curated record. Lineage: Eukaryota; Fungi; Basidiomycota; Ustilaginomycetes; Ustilaginales; Ustilaginaceae.